AAAGGGAAAGCUUGACUUUUUGUAGUCAGUCUGUGGUUGCCAAUAAUGGGAGCUGCUCGGGUGAAGCGGAAUUUCAGUGCAGCUGUGGACACCCCUCUGGACGAGGAGGAAAUCAUGAGGCUGGCGCAGAGUGAUGAUGUCACUUCCUCCCAGUCAGGCACACUUCCUUCACCCAACUGCAAUGGCAAAGGGCUCAACCUUCACGAUAGCAAUGGAGGAAGGAGCGGAGAGAGGGAUGAUGAUGAUGAUGACGCGGAGGAUGACGAUGAUGAAGAAGGGGGAGGGAGGAGGGGAGGAGGAGGAGGGUGUGGCUCGGCGCUCGGGGGGGAGUCUGGGGCAGAAGGGAGGUGGGAGAGGAGCAAGAGAAAGUCCUCGUCUGCCCUCUCGCCUUCAACGCCCCACGAACGCCGCGGCCAGUCCCGCCGGCCCCGACGGCGCUUUGUAGGCAAGGACGGGCGCUGCAACGUCACCUUCGUCAACAUGAGCGAAAGGGGCCAGCGCUACCUCACCGACCUCUUCACCACCUGCGUGGACAUCCGCUGGCGCUGGAUGCUCGUGGUGUUCACCCUCUCCUUCUUGCUCUCCUGGCUUCUCUUUGGUUUCACGUUCUGGCUCAUCGCCGCCGCUCACGGGGAUCUGGCACCCCCGGCAUCAUCUUCCUCUUCUCCUUCGUCUGUUUCCUCCUCUCUGGCUCCUCUGGAACCAGUAGAGGAUUCCAGCCGAGUGGAGACGGUGGCAGGGACGGAGGAACGCUGCUUUCAGCAGGUGAACAGUUUCAUGGCCUCCUCUGUCCCUCCCUGCCCUGACCAGUUCUCUCCAUCCCCCUGUUCUUCCCCCUCUCCCUCACCCUCUUUCGUUUGGCCCACACCACCAUCUCGACAAGACUCCUGCAGUGAGCACCUACACAUACACUGAGCAAUGCGGCUGGGAUGAAAGGGCACGGGGGAAAGCAGCGGUCAAAGAAAGAAAGGGAGAAAGAAAGGGAAAGGGUCAGGAUGGAGGGAGGAGUUGGAACCGGGGGUAGGGAGAGAGAGAGAGAACCAGCAAAUGGACAAAGGCUGGAAAGACAGACUUGGACAGGGGACUAAGGCAAAGAGGACCAUAAAGGCACAGUUUAGGACUGAUUAAUGACAAUAGGUCAUGCUUAAGAUGGGCUGAGAAAAGACAGAAUGCACAAAAGAUGGAGAAUAGAGAAGGGAAAGGGGCCUCUCACCACCUGGGAGAAAAGAACGAAAGAGCAAUAUAGUGGGGUGAAUUCACUAAACGGUUGUGCCAGUGCAGUAUUUCUGCACGCAUCUUAUUUGCUAACCCAUUUGCUAAUUUGCUAAUUCCCUUGAUCUUUUGACAUAAUAUGAGAGGUCAUUGUACUAUAAAAACAUCCUGUAAGUUUAAGAACUCAAAACUUUCUCAUUCGUAUAAAAACAGCUUACUAAAGCCAAUAUUAAAGCCAAACGGCCAAAAAUGACAGGUUGUGGAAUGUGCCACUUUAUGAC
This is a messenger RNA of Sinocyclocheilus anshuiensis, 1493 nucleotides long. RefSeq lists its product as uncharacterized. The record is from RefSeq and is a predicted model, not a curated record. Gene Ontology annotation, molecular function: inward rectifier potassium channel activity. The coding region runs from base 46 to 915 and encodes 289 amino acids. The transcript is spliced from 2 exons. Gene Ontology annotation, cellular component: plasma membrane. NCBI's taxonomy places the organism in Eukaryota, Metazoa, Chordata, Actinopteri, Cypriniformes, Cyprinidae. Gene Ontology annotation, biological process: regulation of monoatomic ion transmembrane transport; potassium ion import across plasma membrane.